Molecule: messenger RNA, 1653 nt
Organism: Prorocentrum cordatum
Lineage: Eukaryota; Dinophyceae; Prorocentrales; Prorocentraceae
Source: the annotation of a GenBank genome assembly
GCGGGGGCCUUCGCCUCUGGCGGCGGCGCCGCGGCGCCGUCCUCGGCGAGCGCCCUGGACCCGCGGCUGAGCUCGUCCGGCCUCGGCUCAGGAGCUCUCGACGACAUCGAGGACCCGGAUUUCGACGAGAUGAUCAGCGACCUACGGCGUGCCUUCGUGGGCUGGCUGCAGAGGACGCAGGCCGAGAUCAAGCAGCGGAGAUCCGACCUCCGCCGAGAGCGGCAGAGCUUCGAGGAGGAGAAGCUGUCGGUCUGGCACCUGUUCAUGGCCGAGAAGCAGCGCGAGGUGGAGAAAAUCCGAGAGGACAAGCUGCGCGCAGAGGAGGAGACGGCGGCCAUCAUGCGCACCGUGCAGGCAGACUUGGAGGAGCACCGGCGGAGACUGGACGAGGAGCGCGUCCGCCUGGAGCAGGAGGGCGCCUCCCGCCGCAGGAACGUGGCGCACGAGUACGAAAAGUUCAAGCAGGAGUACGGCCUCUUCGAGGCCGACCGCCAGCGCAUCGUCAACCCGAUGCUGGCGGCGGAGGCGACGAUCGACCUGAACGUCGGGGGCACCGUCUUCGAGACGGCCCGGUCCACGCUGGUGCAGCAGCAAGGCAGCUACCUGGAGGCCUUGCUGUCUGGCCGUUACAACAUCAGCCGCGACAGGUACGGCAGGAUAUUCCUCGACCGGGACCCUGAGUACUUCAGGGCCAUCCUCAACUUCCUGCGGAACCCGCAGACUCCGCCCAUGCCCCGGGACGGGGCCGACAGCGAGGCGCUCGUCCGCGAGGCUGCCUACUACGGCAUCCAUUUCUUCCCUUGGCCUCUGGUAUUCGCCGUCGGCGGCCACGACGGCUACGAGCACCUGCGAGCCGUGGAGGUGCUUGACGUGGGGAACCAGUGCUGGCGGCCGUGCAGGCCCAUGAGCACCGACCGCACGUAUUUCGGAGCAGCCACCCUCAGAAAUCGGCUUCAUGUUUUUGGUGGGCAGAACCUGGAGUACAGGGCGAUGUUUGAGCUCGAGGUGUACGACUGCCUCCGCGACUCCUGGGAGGCCGGCGCCCCGAUGCGCUUCGCCCGCCGGAACUGCGCCUCCGCGGAGCACGACGGGCGGAUUUAUGCCAUCGGCGGCUUCGACGGAACAAAGAUUUCGAACUCCGUGGAGGCCUACGACUCCCGGCUGAAGAAUUGGAUGCAGGUCGCAGAUCUACCUACUCCCAGGUCGUCCGCGAUGUCCGCCAGCGUAGACGGGAAGGUCUUGGUUAUGGGUGGAACAUCUGGUACGCGGAUGAGCACCGUUGACGUGUUCGAUCCACGAGCCAACAGGUGGGACACUCUCAAGUUCGAGAUGUGCGCGGUGCGGUCGGCAGGGCAGGCUGUAUGCUGCGUGAACCACUUGUUCGCUCUGGGUGGCAUCGACAACGAGCAGAACAUCCAUGUAAGCAUGGAAGCAUUGGACACCGACUCGUUUAGCAUGAGACAGUCGAUGCAGGAAGCCCGGAUGGAGUUUGCCGCGGCGUGCAUCUCGGACUCCAUCAUGGUGGGCGGCGGCCAGAACGGCGGCGUGCUCUCGUCCACCGAGUUCUACAGACCAGAGCUGGACGAGUGGCAAGCGGGCCCCUCCAUGAUGAUCCCGCGUUACGGCCACCAGUACCUGAUCUGCACUCUGUGA